This is a messenger RNA of Branchiostoma floridae (Florida lancelet), 822 nucleotides long. RefSeq lists its product as uncharacterized. The coding region runs from base 10 to 348 and encodes 112 amino acids. The transcript is spliced from 3 exons. NCBI's taxonomy places the organism in Eukaryota, Metazoa, Chordata, Leptocardii, Amphioxiformes, Branchiostomatidae. The record is from RefSeq and is a predicted model, not a curated record.
CUCCUUACAAUGGGGACGGCUGGAGAAAAGACAGGUUGCUCGACCGUCCGUAUUUCUGGGUCGAGCUCGCUCCACUCUGAACGGCUGACAACCUACACCAUGACGGGAGAGACUUUGGAUGGUCGACCGGUGUACAAAUCAUCCCGUGGUGACUACCUGUUCUACUACCGAUCGGAUGGUGAUUGGCAUGUUGGUCCUGUUUUGGGGACUAACAGAAUAUCUAUGUUUGUGGAAGACAACAGCAUGUACGCCGAGGACAUCACUGGGACCUGGCGUCUGUACGACGGCGUCUUUUUUUUCCUCGAAACAGGAGCAUCCGAGUCACUUGCGCCGCCGGUCCAAGCAUAGGAGUCAUCGUUGGCGUUGUGGUCGGACUUGAUGCGGCUGUGGUGCUGCUCAUAGUCGUUUGCUGCUACUGCAAGAAGAAGAAGAGUGCACCCCCUGCAACUACACAGAACAACCAGCCUGUGGGUACCACCAACCCCACCUUUCAGCCAGCACCAUAUGUACCACAGCCAUUCUCACCACCUCAGUACCCACCGCCUUACGUGGCUGGUGGUCAGCCUGUAUGUACCACCAACCCCAACCUUCAGCCUGCACCAUAUGUUCAACCGCCAUUCUCCCAACCUCAGUACCCACCGCCUUACGUGGCUGGUGGUCAGCCUGUAUGUACCACCAACCCCAACCUUCAGCCUGCACCAUAUGUGCAACCACCAUUCUCACCACCUCACUAUAAGGCUUAGGUCACAUUUCCAAACCGGGGACCGGUCAAGCAGCUUUCGGGAGCAAAAAGAAUGAUAUUAAAUACAUCAAAAUACACAA